Brugia malayi is the source of this 2640-nucleotide messenger RNA. RefSeq lists its product as uncharacterized. Gene Ontology annotation, biological process: protein folding in endoplasmic reticulum. The coding region runs from base 1 to 2640 and encodes 879 amino acids. The record is from RefSeq and is a predicted model, not a curated record. Gene Ontology annotation, cellular component: cytoplasm; membrane. NCBI's taxonomy places the organism in Eukaryota, Metazoa, Nematoda, Chromadorea, Rhabditida, Onchocercidae. The transcript has 16 exons.
AUGUUUGGGAAUAAUCUCUAUGACUUUUUCUCUUUAUAUUUAAAAUUUAUAUGUAUAGCAUACUUCAUACAGUUUCUAACGUUAGUACCGAUUGUUGAUGCGGAAUGGGUAUCAACUUAUGAUGUCUCGCCUUUUAAAAGGUUUCUUCCUGAUUACCGCUUCCCAGUUUGCUCUAUUUAUGAAGAUAAUAAAUGUGAUGCAACAAAUAAUGAUACGAGAUCUAGAGUGAGAAGUCCUAAAUUGAACGGUGAAACAGGACAAUCAAUAGAAAAUGCGGCGAAGAAUAUUGUAAAAUACGAAUCUACAUUCUUUUUGGAGAAUACAGAAGCAGGAAUUGAUGCGAUUCCAUCUGCACAAGAAGCUGAUUUAACCAUUCCUUUUUCUAGUGAGCAACCUCCAAUCGUUACAUUUGAUGAAUGGACUAAAGAAAAGUUAAAAAAAGAAGAGAUUAGGAAAGCUGAACAACAGCAGAAUAACCAGCAUAAAGCGGCUGUACACUCGGAUAUUGGUGAGACUUUGAACAUGGAUUCCAGUUCAAUUUCUACAUCAAAAACUGAAGGUACAGCAGGACUUACGCCGCCAAAUAUGAUUUCUCAGGAGGCUACAGCAAGGAACUAUGCUUCGAAAGAAUGUGGUGCUAAAGUUUUGUUCAGCAAUGAUGAGGCUGAAAAUAAGAAUGCCAUAUUGAAUGAGAAAGAAGCGGAUGAUUAUAUGCGUAAUCCUUGUGAACGUGCAGAGCAUAAAUGGCUUAUUAUUGAACUUUGUGAAACUAUACAGCCAACUGUUUUGGAAAUAGCAAAUUUCGAAUUAUUCUCAUCAGGGCCGCAAAAUAUAAGAAUUUUGGGCAGUGAACGUUAUCCUUCAAAUGAAUGGAUGGCUUUAGGUGAUUUUGUUGUUGAAAACAAUCGUGAAAUACAACGGUUUUCAAUCACUGCGCGUUCGUAUGUCAAAUUUUUGCGGUUGGAAUUAUUGUCACACUAUGGUCGCGAACAUUACUGUACGCUUAGUUUAGUGCGACUUCUUGGGAUUUCAAUGGUUGAUGAAUAUGAAGCAGAGGCUGAAGCUGCCGCAAUUUCAGACACAUCGUUUUCUGUUCCCUUUGAAGUAUUAGCAGAAAACAAUGUAACAGCGGGGAAGACGGAUAUUGGUAUCCCAACUAAUACCGCAAAAGAGGAUGUUCCAUUAGCGGCUGAAACAGUCGAGAAGAAUGAAAGUGUUAACGAUUUGCCGCUUGUUAAUGCUGUGGUGAAUGCAGUUGGCAGUAUAGGAAUUGGUAAUAUCAAAGGUGUUCUCGAAUCGACUUUUCUAUCGAAACGUACUGGAGUUUCUUCACAUAAUAUUACCAGAAUCAAUAUAACCAUGGUAGAAUUAUGCACGAAAUGUUCUCCCGACACAAUCAGUAAUUACGUUUUGUUUUGUCGAGCAUUCUUUGGACUUCAAUAUAGUUUUAUUGGCACUGGCAAUAUUAAUGAAGCAAAAAAUAAGCAGGUUCGUAUUCCAUCUUUAAAAAAUCAGAAGAAAGAAAAUCGAACGCGAGUUCUAGAAUUUUUCCUUUCUUCCGUUUUGCCAACCGAUAUUUGUGAGCUGGAAUCAGAAAAUUUUAAAAAUGUCACUUCAUAUAAUGUAACAGAAUCGGAUAGUAUCUCAACAAUAUCACCUACCAUAAAUUCACCGAUGACUUCAAAUUCGUUGAAUGGAAAGUUGGGCAGAGGAUUUAUGAUUCCUGGAGGAGUUAUGAGUCAUAAAGAGUCGAUAUUUCUGAAACUGAAUAAACGAAUCAGUAGUUUGGAAUUGAAUAUGUCUCUCAGCAGUGAAUAUCUGUCGGAACUGAGUCGACGUUAUGUUUUACAAACUAAUGAAAGUCGGCGACAGGCUGAAUUAAUUAUUAAACAAGCGGAAGAAGCAGCUAUUAAUGCCAUCAGACCUUCCAUUAAUGCUCUAAAAAUUCAGAUGGAUGCUCUUGCAGCCAGCUUGAGAGAACUCAGUGAAACAGUCAGAGCUUUACCACAGGAAAUUACUCCAGCACAUCAUACUAUGAUAAUGAAGCAUGUCGCAGGUAGAACUAAUGAUGCGGAUGUAUCAUUAGCACCUUCUCAAGCACAUUUCUAUGGUUAUCUUGGCGUAUGGACGAGUGGUGAGCUGGUUUGUAUCAUUGUUUUUAUAAACAUCUUAACCUUACUCAUCCUAUUGUUAUUACACUAUGCUUUUACCAUUAUUAAUCGCAGUGCUGCUGGACAGAUAAUGGAUGAGCAGCUUCAGAAAUUUAUUCAAGAUAAUUCCGAUGUUCGAUCAACCGUGAAUGCAUUUCCUGAGCAACAGCUGGUAGAGGAAGUCACAUCUUUAACUUGUGACGUGGAUAACGUUGUUCAGGUUGAAGUUUUGCGCGACUCUUCGUUGCCACCGCCUAAUAAGGCGUGUUUGCUAACGGAAAACGAAACAAAAGAAGAGAAUCUUCCUAAUAUGCCAGGGUUAAUGGAAUUGAUUGAUCGACCACCGUCUCAACUUUCAACACGUAGUGAACAGAAUCCGUGGCAAACAAGGAAGCGGAAAAAUAAAAAACGCAAGAGAAAUCGCAAAAGUGAAAAUUUAGAUGAACCAUUGUAUGGUUUCAGAGUUCUAGCAAAUUUAAGGGUUGAGUAG